UCCACGGCGCAUGCGCACAUCCCCCAGCAGGUUCCACGAGUUUAUUCCCAGCGUUUCUCCCUCGGACUCGGUCUGUGAUCCGUCUGUGAUGCUGACAACCGACCGAGCUGCAGGCCUGCUCCUCCCGGGGGCUCCGCGGACCUGAGGCGGCAUGUGAAGAUGUCUCUGCGGGGUUUGUCGGCACUUCCAGGCGGCGACUGACACACCGAGCCAGGCUAGAGGGGCUACCUAGCUAGCUCGGCGGGGCUAGCGUUAGCCUCACCACCGCUGGCUGAGCGGGUCGAGGGUCCCGAGGGUCCCGACGCAGCGUGGAUCUCAUCAUCUGAUUGUUUAUUAAUCUCCCGGUUCUUUAAUUGGUAGUGGAGCUCCACACCAGCCGGUUGUUGUAGUGUCCACAGGCCGGUGUAGCACGUUAGCCUGUGCUAGCUACUCGCUCGCUCCCGUUAGCCACCGGUCCCCCCCUCAUCGAUCCUCGGGCUUGACAGCGGUCACAUUCCCCUCCAGGGGGUCGGUCACUUCCUCCAGGGGGUCGGUGAACCCGGUCACAUCCUCCAGAGGGGUCGGUGAACCCGGAGCUGACAUGCGGCGCUGACACGUCUGUUUCCCGGGAGCACACGCAGCAACACGCCCCAGUCACAGGGCUCUUCCAGCGGCCGGGGCUGACAUGGCGUCCGGCGGAUACUCCGACCUGAGGCAGAAGCUCAAGUCCAUGCCUCCGCACCGGGACGAGGGCAAGACUAGUAAAUACGUGGACGGGACGAGCAAUGGAAGUGGGAAGGGGCGGAAGCGCGAGUACCGGGAGUCCGACGGGGACGAGGCCGAGCACGGCGAGGACAGCGCGGAGCUCCGGGAGCAGGAGGCCCGUCGGGUGAGCUCCAGCAUCCUGCAGGAGGACGCCUUCACCCCGGAGGAGUGCGCCCUCAUCGAGGGGAAGAUCGACGAGGUGGUGGCCCAGGGGGAGGCCGGGCUCUACCGGGAGCACACCGUGGACCGGGCACCCCUCCGGAACAAGUACUUCUUCGGGGAGGGCUACACGUACGGGGCCCAGCUGGAGAAGCGUGGCCCGGGCCAGGAGAGGCUGUACCGCAAGGGGGAGGUGGACGACAUCCCGGGCUGGGUGGACGAGCUGGUGAUCAAGCGGCUGGUGGCCAACGGGGUGAUCCCGGAAGGGUUUGUCAACAGUGCGGUGAUCAAUGACUACCAGCCCGGGGGGUGCAUCGUGUCCCAUGUGGACCCCCUGCACAUCUUCGCCCGGCCCAUCGUGUCCGUGUCCUUCUUCAGUGACAGCGCCCUGUGCUUCGGCUGCAGGUUCCAGUUCAAACCCAUCCGGGUGUCCGAGCCGGUGUUCGUGCUGCCGGUGAGGAGAGGCAGCGUCACGGUGCUCAGUGGCUACGCUGCAGACGACAUCACCCAUUGCAUCCGGCCCCAGGACAUCAAGGAGCGGCGUGCGGUCAUCAUCCUCCGAAAGACCAGAGCCGAUGCCCCUCGAGUGGACUGCGACAGCCCCUUAAGUUCGCCCCCGGUAGAGAGACCCGCUCCUCUGAAGGCCAAACGCUCUCAUCGCAGAGCACGGCCUGAUGCUGCACACAGGCCGAGGGUCCUGGAGAUGGAUAAAGAGGAGAACAGACACCCGUCAUUCUCCCGACAGCGACGCCGCAGCGGCAGCUCGGAGACGUACUGGCGCCGCGGCCAGGACUCCGACAAACACCGGGAGAGCUCAGGACGCAAAGUCAAAAUGAGACGCCACUGAGCGCCCGUCACUCACACACGUACACUAUUAAAAUAUUAUCGUUUUUCUUCUGUGCAUUUUAGUCUCGUAACUUGAUUUGAUCAGACAUCGUUUUUUCCUCUCGCUCCAGUUUUAGUCUGGCACACGGAGCACAGUCAUCAUACCGUCUGCUUUUUGAGUUUGGAUCAGUUUUGAGUGUAUAUUUGUUUCCUGGCAGACGAAGCUGCCGUCUCUGCUGCACAUUAUAGAACUUCAUGUUACUUACUACAGCUCGACUCUGUUGUCAAACUGUUCGAUUACCUUUAAAUCAAACAUUUAUUUUGUUCCUAUGUGCAUAGAUAUGAAAUGGCAUGUAUUUUUUGUAACCAAGAUGUACAGACCUUACGAGCUGAAAGGAAGAUGCACCUCUGGACUUGUACAAAAAGAAAAACCUGAGCUGUAAUCUAACUUGUUAUAAUGUACAAAACAUUUGUAUAGUCUUUGAUGGGGGGAACUUUUAUGCAGAAUGACACUUUUGUUUGUUUGUUUGUUUUAUGUUUUACCUUCAUCCCUCAUCCAUACCUUUACUGUGCCAUCCCACCUCCUUCCUCUCUGUUAACGUUAGCCUCUGUCACAGUUCAGGUUGCAGUAACUGUCCGGUCUCCUACCAGGCUCUGUGUUUUUAUUUGAUUCAGCUGUGGCUCCUCUUCCUGAAGGUCACACUAUGGGAUGUCAACUUAACUGAUGCUUAAUGGAGUGAGGAAAUAUACUCGGGCCUUGUUUUACACUUUAGUUUCAGUCUGAGGUUGCAGUUCCUGAUAUAGUGACAGAUGCCAUGUUAUUGCUGAUCUCUAUUAAAUCUAACUUUUCCUCAUUCGAGUUGGGUGAUAUCGGAGCAAAGCCGACUUUAUAACGUCUUGUUUUUCUUGGGUUUAAAUUCUUGGUUGGUAUCUUCAGAUGAAACUGUCAUGGUUUGUUUGCUUUAUAAAAGUAUGCAUGUGUUUUCUGCUGAGUCAGCCAUAUUUCCAGAGGCACUCAUUAGCCGACUGGUUAGUCUGGAGUUACACAAGAUUAAAAAUAACCACAGAGCAGAUAUUACUUUCUACAAAUAGGAUAGGUGACGUUCAUGGUUUUACUGAAGCGCUGCUAGAGUUGUGAACGUGUUAGUAAAAAGUUGUAACUUCUCAUGGAGAAUACUGGAGCUGCUCUGCCAGGGAACGGGACGCCCAGCCUUGUGGGCAGUGGCAGCACUUAAAGUGGUUCAAUGAGAUUCAGUGUAUGGUGCCAUCUUAUUAAAAUAUGGAUGCAAAUAGUUAAUUUAUCACUAUUAAAGCACAAUUGUCCUAAAACCAAGCUGACUGUUAAAUGAUUAGCAAUUGAAACAUCACAGAACUCUUGCAGGUGACCGGAUUAACAUUUACUCUCAUGUCAUCGAUGGAGCCAUUAAGAUUCCCAUAUAAUUUAUAUGAUCCAGCUUCACAUGAUCAGUGUAACUUGUGACAUUAAUUUGAAGCAGUUGGUAACUUGUUUAAAAUGAUCAAGCAGUGUCAUGAUAGCUUCUCUGUUCAAUGAUGCAGUGGCUAUAUAAUCAUGACCAUAGACCGUAUAUGAAGAUGGACGACAUACUUCCUCACGCCAUCCAGAAAUGAAGUUAAGAGUCAUCUCAGAAUUCCAGCUGAACACAACAGUUCAUCUGGAACUACAGUUUAUACAGUUUAACUACAGUUUAUUCUCUUUUAUUUCGGGUAUGUCCCAGGUUUUCUGUCUGAUACAUCUGUUCCCGUCAUCUCUUGACAUAACACUAAUAAACAGCCUCUGUUCAGACCCAC
Molecule: messenger RNA, 3537 nt
Organism: Limanda limanda (common dab)
Lineage: Eukaryota; Metazoa; Chordata; Actinopteri; Pleuronectiformes; Pleuronectidae
Gene: alkbh5
Product: alkB homolog 5, RNA demethylase
Exons: 4
Coding region: 665-1750 (361 amino acids)
Biological process (GO): mRNA export from nucleus; mRNA processing
Cellular component (GO): nucleus
Molecular function (GO): oxidative RNA demethylase activity
Source: RefSeq, a predicted model, not a curated record